CCGGCGCCCCGAGCCGGCCCGGGGACCGGCGGCGGUGUGGGGGGGCCGGCGUCGCCGACGGCCUCCGUACGUGUCGGCGGAGGUGGCUUCGGCAGGUGGAGCCCGGGCUGCAGCUAAAAACACCGGGAUUAUAUAUAAAAUAUCAGAAGACUGGAAGGUGGAGAAAAGAAUGUGGAGCAACCAGGGACCCUGGAACUCCCAGAACAACGUAGUGAUCUGCCCUAAAAGAAUGGUCAACAGAAACUCUUCAAAGAAAGGAUAUGAUAAUGGAAGGAAACCUGUAACAUCAGGAAUGAAGAAAGAACAAAAAGAGUAAAAUAUGGACUAGAAAAACCUAGAGUGCAUUACAUCUGCUGGGUGCGAGGGUGUGUGUUAAAUGAUAUGUGCAUAUGUGUGUGCCCAGCCUUGGACGAGGGUAGGCCAGAAGAGAUCAUGCCUUCCAAACGGCCUUCACCCAAGCCCGACAGUGGAUAGACCUGUAUCCCAGCUUUCCCAAAGCAGUGCCCUGCUCACUGGCGUGCCCUGUAUUGGCUUUCGUCCCCUCUCUGUCUGACUUUUCCACUCUCCUGUGGUUGCCGGUCCUCGGGGUACCCAUAGGGAUGGGUGAAGCCCGCCUGGCCUGUGGCCCCUCCCAGCAGCCAUCACCGCGCUAGGGCCCCGCAGCAGCGCUAGGAUGCACCUGUCGGCGGUGCUCAACGCCCUGCUGGUGUCCGUGCUGGCGGCAGUCCUGUGGAAGCACGUGCGGCUGCGGGAGCACGCGGCCUCUUUGGAAGAGGAGCUGGCCCUCAGCCGACAGGCCCCAGAGCCGGCCGCAGCCCUGAGGAUCGACUACCCAAAGGCCCUGCAGACGCUGAUGGAGGGCGGCACACACAUGGUGUGCACGGGCCGCACGCACACAGACCGCAUCUGCCGCUUCGAGUGGCUCUGCUACUCCAGCGAGGCCGCGGAGUUCAUCUUCUUCCACGGCAACUCGUCUGUCAUGCUGCCCAACCUGGGCUCCCGGCGCUUCCAGCCAGCCCUGCUCGACCUGUCCACCGUGGAGGACCACAACACCCAGUACUUCAACUUCGUGGAGCUGCCCGCUGCCGCCUUGCGCUUCAUGCCCAAGCCAGUGUUUGUGCCCGACGUGGCCGUCAUCGCCAACCGCUUCAACCCCGACAACCUCAUGCACGUCUUCCACGAUGACCUGCUGCCGCUCUUCUACACCCUGCGGCAGUUCCCCGGCCUGGCCCAGGAGGCCCGGCUCUUCUUCAUGGAGGGCUGGGGCGAGGGCGCGCACUUCGACCUCUACAAGCUUCUCAGCCCCAAGCAGCCUCUCCUGCGGGCACAGCUGAAGGCCCUGGGCCGGCUGCUGUGCUUCUCCCACGCUUUCGUGGGCCUCUCCAAGAUCACCACCUGGUACCAGUAUGGCUUCGUCCAGCCCCAGGGCCCAAAGGCCAAUAUCCUAGUCUCGGGCAACGAGAUCCGGCAGUUUGCACAGUUCAUGAUGGCCAAGCUGAACGCGAGCCGCUCGGCGGCCCCCCUAGGGGAGGAGUACAUUCUGGUCUUCAGCCGCACCCACGACAGACUCAUCCUGAACGAGGCCGAGCUGCUGCUGGCGCUGGCCCAGGAGUUCCAGAUGAAGACGGUGACGGUGUCCCUGGAGGACCACACCUUUGCAGAUGUUGUGCGUCUGGUCAGCAAUGCCUCCAUGCUGGUCAGCAUGCACGGGGCCCAGCUGGUCACCACCCUCUUCCUGCCCCGCGGGGCGACUGUGGUUGAGCUCUUCCCGUAUGCCGUCAACCCCGACCACUACACCCCCUAUAAAACGCUGGCCACGCUGCCUGGUAUGGCCCUGCAGUAUGUAGCCUGGCGGAACACGAUGCCAGAGAACACGGUCACGCACCCUGAGCGGCCCUGGGACCAGGGGGGCAUCGCCCACCUGGACCAGGCUGAGCAGGCCCGCAUCCUGCAGAGCCGUGAGGUCCCGCGGCAUCUCUGUUGCCGGAACCCCGAGUGGCUUUUCCGCAUCUACCAGGACACCAAGGUAGACAUCCCAUCCCUCAUUCAAACCGUACGGCGCGUGGUGAAGGGCCGGCCAGGGCCGCGGAAGCAGAGGUGGACAAUCAGCCUGUACCCGGGCAAGGUGCGGGAGGCGCGAUGCCAGGCGUCGGUGCAGGGUGCCUCCGAGGCCCGGCUCACCGUCUCCUGGCAGAUCCCGUGGAACCUCAAGUACCUGAAGGUGCGGGAGGUCAAGUACGAGGUGUGGCUGCAGGAGCAGGGCGAGAACACCUACGUGCCUUACAUUCUGGGCCUGCAGAACCACACCUUCACUGAGAACAUCAAGCCCUUCACCACCUACCUGGUGUGGGUCCGCUGCAUCUUCAACAAGACGCUCCUGGGACCCUUUGCAGACGUGCUGGUGUGCAGCACGUAGCAAGCGUGCCGCCCAGGCCUCAGCACGGUGGCUCCUCCAGCCAGUGUCCUCAGGCCCCCGACCCUGCUGUAGCGACUUCUGUUUGUUAUUUAUGGAGCAGGUCUGGGCCAGGCCUGGGCCUCGGUGUCGUCUCAUUGCACCUGGGGUGCGGUGUUUGCAGCACCCCUCUUUGCACCAGAGACAGGAUCCCCCCUUCUCCUGUCCUGACCAUCUGUACCCCUGGAGAAGUUCCUUAGCAGGGAGGAGGAAAUGGAGGAGGAGGAAGGAAAGAAGGAAUCCCAAGGAACCUCUUUGGCUAAGUGAUCAUGCUGUUUCCUACUGAGUCCUCCUGGCAUCCAGCUUUCUGGAAAACGAGUAAUCAUGCAGUUGUUGGGGUGGGUGGUUCAUCAGCUUCCAUCCCCCUGAAAUCCCCCGUAUCCCAGUGAAGGGAGUGUGGGAGCAUCAUUAAAUGAUGAUAAGCGUC
Molecule: messenger RNA, 2879 nt
Organism: Microcebus murinus (gray mouse lemur)
Lineage: Eukaryota; Metazoa; Chordata; Mammalia; Primates; Cheirogaleidae
Gene: POMGNT2
Product: protein O-linked mannose N-acetylglucosaminyltransferase 2 (beta 1,4-)
Biological process (GO): protein O-linked glycosylation via mannose
Cellular component (GO): endoplasmic reticulum
Molecular function (GO): protein binding; protein O-acetylglucosaminyltransferase activity
Source: RefSeq, a predicted model, not a curated record